AAUUGUACAACCUCAUCAUGGUUUUAUUAAGUACUUUAAUUCUUUUAUUUAUAUCUGCAUUUUCUAAUGCAAAUAAUAGCUACCAAGAGCUCACAGAUGUAUUUUUUGACAACUUGAGGGCUCUCCCAUUACUAUUAGAAGAAACAAAGUUAACUGAUUCUUCCAAAGAGUUCAUUCAAAAGCAAAUAGAAAACUAUCGAAAUUUGAAUUUCGAUACUACAAGAUUGAAAAAAAGGAGUGCUACAUAUAUUGGCGAAUCAAUUCAACAUGGCGUUGAAAAAAUUUCUUUUGAACCUAUUUUCAAUAUAAACAGUACUGAUCCAAUUCACACUGUCUUUGUAAAACACGAAGAUAAUGUUUAUGCGGUGGUUUUGGAUAAUAAUGGAGAGCAACUGUCUAUAUUUAUAUAUAAGAAUGAAACUUUUACUAGAAUAAAAAAUAGUAAUGUACAUAAAGGAGUUAAAGUUGCAGCAUAUCCGUUGAAGAAUUCGUUACUAAUUGUUGUAGCCGAAUUUAGAGAUUUUUCUUCAGAUGUUGAGGAUGGCAUAAAAGUAUUCGAAUGGAAUUUACAGAGACAAUUAAAAAUUCGACAUUUUGUUGAUGUACCUUUUGCAACUGAUGUUAAAAUUUGGGAUUAUCAAGGUGAUAUAUUCAUGUCGAUUGCAAGUUAUAAGAAUUCUCAAAAUAAAUAUGAAACCAAAACACCAAUUUACAAAUGGGUAGACAGAUAUUUUGAUUUGAUUCAAGAAGUAGAAACAAGUGGGGCUAAAAGUCUGUCACCUUUUACCAUCGACAAUUUUCAAUAUUUAGCUGUGUCUAAUUCUAAACGCAAUUCUGGCAAUACACAAACCUACUCAGAAAUUUUUAAAUUUGAUGUACAAACAAACACAUUCCUUCCUUAUCAAAGGAUAUUAACAAGAGGUUGUCACCAUCUGAAAUAUUUUAAAAUUAAUGAAUAUAACGAACACUUUUUGGCUGUAGCUAAUAAUCACAAGCAGGGCAUUAAUGGUGAAUUUGUGUUGGAAACUAAUUCAGUAGUUUACAAAUUGGUUGAUGACUAUUUCAUUCCAUUUCAAACCCUUUCAACUAAUGGAAUUAUUCAAUGGGAGACAACUGAGAUGGAUAAUAAAGUGUUAAUUUUGUUGGCAUUAAACUUGGACGAAAAUGGUCAGAGUAGUAUUUCCGCAUACAGUUACAAUGGAUGGAAAUUUGUAAAACCGAAAAACGAUAUACCAUCAUCUCUCUUUUCCCAAAAUCUUCAAACAAUUACAGCUUACAAUCUCGCAAACGCAACUAUUUUAGCAUGUUCUGGGAAUAACGUACCACACAAUAUUUUUAAACUUGAGGUGGCAACUAAUAAAGAUUUGAAAGAAGAAUAUGAUGAAAUGCUAAAAUGGUGCCAAAGUGAAAUUACAAGGAUUAAAUCAAAGGAGAAACUUCAUGUUUCUAAGAGACAAACGGAUCAAUUAUCCGAAAACACACAUUUUGCGCAAAUUGAAUUUAUUCAAAACACAUUAGACGCAUACAAAUUAGAAAUGGGAGAAGUACAUAAAAAAAUUAAUUCGUCUUAUCAACUACAAGGAACUCAUACCAUCCAACAAGAUGUAACAACAAAAAAUGUUUUAGUAACCAAUAAUUUGAAGAUCAAUGAUAUGACAACAAAAAUUAUAAAUGAAAGAGACAUGAACAACUUUAAGGAAACUGUCGUCAGAAUAGACGAAAACAUUUUCAUGGAGGAAGUAAAAUUUGAUUCCAUCACCAUAAGCAGCUCCAUUGAUACUAAACGAGUAAACAACCAUGAUGUAGAAGAACUCGUUUAUUCACACGACGACAUUCAUUUGAACAAACUGAACGUUAAUGGUCUUGCACAUUUCAAGCAGUCUCUAAAUGUAGGAUCACUCAACAACAUCAUCAUUUCAAAGAGCAAUAUUCUUGUGAACGGCGAAAAUCAAACUUUUGCAGAUUUCCAACAUGAUUCUUUGGUGCUUGACAACAUCCGCACCAAAAACUUAAACAAAUUAGACAUGGAAACCACGUUCAAAAGGAACAACACACUUAUCUCUAAACUGGAUACACUCAGAGCUAAAAAAGUAGUCAUUGGAGGAUUCAUAAACGACAUCGACAUAACUACCUUGUAUAAGUACGCCUUAAGAAAGUCUGGACUACAAGAAAUCCACAUGCCCUACUUCUUUGAUUCUGUACAAGCCAAUGACUUUUCUAUACGAGGGUUGCUGACAGAAAAAGACUUGUCCAAUCUGGUAUCUAUAGCUAAGGGUGAUCAUAAUUUGAGUAGAGACUUGUUAUUCGCCUCAGAUUUGCAUGUUAAUAAUUUACACGUCAAAAAGUUUUUGGAUAAAAUUGAAAUUAAAAAGGGCAAGCUGGACUUGCUCCUUAAAAAUACUUCUGAAUCGCAACAUAUAACUGCACCUAAAGUGUUUGACAACGUCAAUAUUUUAAAUCUGAUAAAAUUAAGAGGCAACGUCCGAAACAAAGAGUUACUAGACAAGAACACCCUCGCAGUUACCAACAGUCCUGUAAUUGUGGAUAGCGAUGUAACAUUAACUGGGGAAGUAAUAAUUGAAAGUUUGUUACAUUGCAAGGAUUUGGUUAGCUCAAACAAAGCAUCAUUACAACAUUUGGAACAACAAGGUUUGAAAUUGGAUGAGGCCGAAAUCCCUGUACAUUUAAAAUUUAUUUCUCCUUUAAAUAUUGAGCAUAUAUUCGUUGAUAAUAUCAAUAAAGUCAAUCCUGCUACAUCCUGGGUAGUGGCUGGUGAACAGACUCAAGUUAUCAGUGGAUGGAAGCAAUUUUUAGGUAACGUUGUAGUGACUGGAGGAACUGACGUGGAAAAAAUUAACAACAUCCUUGUGUCUGAGUUGGAGGGCAAUAUUUUAAUGAAAACCGGAGAUCAAGAAAUCAGUGGGAAACAUGUUAUAAAGUAUCUUGUCACAGAACAUGACAUAAACUAUAAAAAUAUUACUUUUGGAGCUAAUAAAUGGGAGGACGUGUUAACUUUGGAAGAUGACCAAGAAGUCGAAGGAAUAACAACCUUCAAAAACACCUUAAAAGCUAAUAAAGGCGUAGUCACGACUCUGCAGGUCAAUGGUAAAAUGAACGAUCACGAUUUCGAUGAACUCGUAAGGGAUACUGUAAUGAAAAACAGUGACAAGAUAAUUACUGGCCAUAAAACUAUAUCCACAUUAAACGUUGAAAAUAUUAAAUUAAGGAAUUCCGAAGCCAUGGAUGGUAUCUUUACAAUGGAAAAUGAAAUAGAUAAUUUUACCAUAAAUCACGACAUAAAUAUAGAAUCAGAAUUGUCAGUUAAUAAUAUUAAUUUUUAUAAACAAAUCAACGGUGUACCAAAAGAAGAAUUUGGAAUUCAAAAAGUAGAUGGAGUUGAAUAUCUUGUUAAUGAAACACAAGAAUUUGACAGCAUUACGGUGUACAGCAAAGCAUAUAUUGAAUCCAAAAAAAUCAACGACGUGGACUUAGAAUAUUUAAUAGAGGAAAGUGUGAAACGAGAUGAAUUUCAUGAGUUUGAAAACGCUAAUUUUGUUAAUAAAUCAUCAGUAAUUGUUAACGAAACAUUAGAACUAGAUGGCCAUAUUGAAAAUCUAGACUUAGAGAAUGUGAUAGACUUUAACUCUAGUGAGAUACAAGUCCUACACGACAAAAAGAGCUUUCCAGGUUUAUUGGUCCACGGAAAUGUUUAUUUUGAUGGAUUAGUUAAUAAUAAAAGUUUUGAAACACUUUGUACAAUGGUUUCAGCAAAACAUCCUAUAAAUUUGAAAAUCAAAGGAAACGCCUACUUUGCAAAAGGCCCCCAUGUUAGAAAAAUAAAUGAACACAUCGUUGAAGAUCUGAAAGCAAAUGCUUGGUUUAAAGAUGUUCCAACAAAUAUUACAGAAAAUGUUUUGUUCAACAACGUUUCAUUUAAAGAUGAUGUUGUUUUAAAAGGUCUGUUGAACGGUGAAAAACUGGAAAAUCUCUCCUCAAAUUAUUUCAGCAAGUCUCAAAAUCAAACAAUCACAUCGACUUUAUCAUUUACCAACGAUGUUGUCUUUGAAAAUUUAGUAACAGCCCAAUUAAAUACUACAGGAUUUAUAAAUGACAUUAAAUUAGAAGACUUUUUGCAAACUGUUAUUCUAAACAACACGGAUCAAAUAUUUGAAAGUCCCGUUUACUUUGAGAACUUUACAGCCAAUAAAAUAAAUGGAGAGUAUUUAAUUAACGAACUUGAUUUGGAGAAUGGAGUAAUGAGGUACGAUGUAGAAAACAUUGUAACUGGUAGAAAAACUUUCGGCAAUUUAUCCACAAUUAACCUCUUCAUGAAAGAUAACAUUGAAGUACAAGAUGUAGCAAUAUCAAAAUGGAUGAAAAAUGUACUUCUUAACGAAGGUGAUUAUGUGGUAAAAGGACAUUACAAGUUUAACGCUCCCCCUACAUUUGAAAAAGGAUUAAGCAUGGAAGGAUUAUUAAACAACAUCAACUUCACAAGAGAAAACAUUAUGUUGAGGAAUGUGCAUCAGACAAUAACCGGAACCAAAACUUUCAAUUCUGGUACCGUCCAUUUUAAAUCUGUACAAAUUGAUCAUGGUACAAUAAAUGAUGUUGAUUUUUCAAAACUCUUCUCCAACCAGGUGUUCAAAAAUAAGGAUUCUGUUAUUAAAACUCCGGUCAACUUCUUCAAUAAUAUGACCGUAGAUAAUUUAAAUCUUUUUGGCAACUUUAAUGGCGUUAAUAUUACAAAAUUAAUGGCAAAUCUUACAGAGUUGCACGCUCUUAAUAAUUUUGAUGAAAAUUUUGUUAGGAUGAAACGAAUGACAGAAGAAAUCCAGUUUUCAAUGCAAAAUCAGGCAUACUUUCUUGAAUAUCUAAAAAUGAUUCAGUACUUCAUGAAUGUGACACAUGUAUUAGGAGUAACUGAUGAUGAACAUAUUGGGAAAUUGGUUACUCUUGCUAAUAAUAGCCAUGCUGUUACAUUAAAUAUAUUUUUAUGGGAUAAUGAAGCAGAAUUUUUCAUGUUUGAAGAUUCAUUGACUAUACUAUUUGGAAGUUAUCCAACAUUUGUUCAAAAUCUCCGAUUUGGACGGAAAGAUAUUAUUUAUAUGGAAAGAAGGGAGGCUCAUUCAGAUACAUCACAUAUUGGUGAGAUUGCAUGCUUGACUUCCAAUAACACGUUACAAAUCAAGUAUCAAUUAUUUUCGAACGGAUCCCAUUUUGUAACAUCAAUUUACUUAACUGCCAGAGCAUCUCCCUGUUUAGCCUUCAUAGAUUCCAUGAAAAAUCAAGUGUUUAUGCUUUGCGAAAUUUCUGGAGACCUUGUUAAUUUAUCUGCACUUAGAUAUCCAAGUGUUCAUGGUAUGACAUUUUUGAACAUAGAAAAACACACGUACUUGGCAGUAAUAUCUACUGGAACCGAAGAAAAAGCGCCCUGUACUGAGAUAUUCAAAUUUAAUAACGAAACUUCACUUUUCGAAAGCAAACAAAUUAUUUUCGAAGAUAUAUUGAGAUCAAUCAGCUCCGUUAGUUACAAUGAUCAGCAUUACAUUGCUGUUGUAUCUGGACAUUUGCAGAACACCAUGGUGUUCGGAGGCGUCACCAUCCGAAGAUUUAAUCGAGAAACUGGCCAAUUCGAUAAAAUGCAAGUUAUAGAAUUAGAUGCACCUUUACAAGUAGAGUUCACAGUUCUUCCGUCAAAUGAAUUGGUGUUGUAUAUCCUUACAGAAAACCCGACUGCACCAUUCGUUGUUUACAUGUAUAACGGAAUUUCCGGAUUUACAGAAGCGAUAGUUGGUUCAACAGUACCUCAAACUCUAUUCAUGAAUACCUUCACUUUGAACAAUGAUAUAUUUAUUGCUGCCUAUCACGAUGAUCGUAUCAACAUCAUGAAAGGUAUUUUUAAGGGAAAUAAAUUUUUGUAGUUUUAUGUACGUAUUGUAUAUAUUGUUGGUUGUAUUUAUGUUAUUGUAUGUUGUUCUUAUAUUUUUGUGGAAAUAAAAGACUAUGCUAAUUUAA
This is a messenger RNA of Aethina tumida (small hive beetle), 6018 nucleotides long. RefSeq lists its product as uncharacterized. The record is from RefSeq and is a predicted model, not a curated record. The coding region runs from base 18 to 5924 and encodes 1968 amino acids. Lineage: Eukaryota; Metazoa; Arthropoda; Insecta; Coleoptera; Nitidulidae. Gene Ontology annotation, biological process: signal transduction. The transcript is spliced from 19 exons.